This is a messenger RNA of Acanthosepion pharaonis, 1989 nucleotides long. The record is from the annotation of a GenBank genome assembly. Lineage: Eukaryota; Metazoa; Mollusca; Cephalopoda; Sepiida; Sepiidae.
AUGGACAUAGAAGACACGGGCUUGGAUAUUUCUGUUGAUAUCUUUCUGUCUCAUUCUGUUAAUAUCUCUCUAUCUCUCUCAGUCUGUUCAUAUCCCUCUAUCUCUCUCAGUCUGUUCAUAUCCCUCUAUCUCUCUCAUUCUGUUUAUAUCCCUCUCUCUCUCUCUCUCUAUCUCAGUCUGUUCAUAUCUCUCUCUCUAUCAAUGUUCAUAUAUCUCUCUCUUUCACAGUCUGUUCAUAUCUCUCUCUUUCACAGUCUGUUCAUAUCUCUCUCUUUCACAGUCUGUUCAUAUCUCUCUUUCUAUCACAGUCUGUUCAUAUCUCUCUAUCUCUGUUCAUAUCUCUCUGUCUCAUUCUGUUCAUAUCCCUCUAUCUCUCUCAGUCUAUUCAUAUCCCUCUAUCUCUCUCAGUCUGUUCAUAUCUAUCUAUCUAUCUAUCUAUCUAUCUAUCUAUCUCUGUUCAUAUCUAUCUCUCUCUCUGUUUAUCUUAAGGAAGAUGUUGUCAAAGAAAACAGUGACCCAGUGGAUGUUGACAUUGAUGUCGUCUGCACUGAUGACAUGUGUUACCCAGAUGAUGUCCAGAACGGAACCUGUGAUGAUCUGCCUGUCAGGCUUCUCAGUGCCUUCAAGAGAGAUGCAGCAGAGGCAGCCCAGGCUGUUACAUCAAAAAGAAAAUUUGAAGGGAACUCCACUGCUAUGGAUUCUUAUUCAGCAUCUUAUACUAUACCGUCUUCAUCAUCUGUAGCAAUUUCUACUGAAUGUCAGAUAGUCUCAACUUCACAACUGACAGUCCCUGCUACACAUCAGGUAGCCUCUAAUGAAUGCCAGAAAAUUCCCACUGCACACCAAGCAGACUCCGCUGCAUCUGCUGUCUUUGCUGUGGAUAAUGACUCCAUUUCCUCUGCUGCUACUACUGCAACUGUGCCAAAAACUACUACAGCCUCAACUGCAACUUUUAAUCCCACCUGGUCAUGUCUGUCUCAACAUUUACCAACAGCUCCCCGGAAAGAUUUGUUCACAAAUAUAACUGGAGGAGCUAUGAUAAACGAGCUUGUCAUAAGCAACAGCAUUCCGUUAGAAGACGAGUGGAGCUGUGUGGAGACUGAACUGAUUGUUCCUGGUGAAGAGCAAACAAGUCAUCUAUAUACUACGCAAGAAACAGCCAUUUUGAAAUCAGAACCUGUCAUCAGUUUUGAUGAAGCAUUAACAUAUUUCAAAUCUGCUGAUAUGUCUGAUGUAAAGCCCAAAAUUCAGCAGACGGUUGAAAGACAUGGUAUAUCAGCUUGGACUCACUUUUUCUUUGGGCCACCAAAACUUCGGAACAAUCUUUUACCAUCCAAAGAAAUGACCUUCUGUAUGGCUGCUACAACUUUUGACAAUUUUAAUACUGUUCAUGUUCGUUCCUUGUUGGCACUUUACCGAAAUCUAACAGGAGAUGCAAUUGAUUGCAGAAGAUUUGGAAGCCACUGGGAAAUAAUUGGCUUUCAAGGUAAUGAUCCAUCAACUGAUCUAAGAGGUGUUGGGAUUUUUGGUGUUCUGCAAUUGCUUUAUUUCACUUCAAAACCUGAACUAGAAACCUUGAAAAAGCAAAUCUAUAAACUUUCUCAACACAAGACACAGAAUUUUCCGUUUUGUGUGAUGGGCUUGAACCUCUCCAAGCUUGUUUUACAGAGCCUGAGAGAAGACAAACUAAACAGGUUGUGUAACAAACGAGAAGAUUUGGUCUCUAUUGUCAAUGACGCAUUUGUUGCCAGUUACUACAAAGUUUACCAUAUUUGGAAAAACCAAAAUAAGACCAUUGUGGAUUCAGGUUUUGUCCUCAAAGAUGUGGAAAACCAACUUCGUAAAUCUCCACAGAAUUUAAUCAAAGAUCUUGAAGAAUUCCUCAAGAAUCCAAAUGCUGCUGCUCCAAAGAAGAAAUUAUCAAAGUCUUCAAAUGCUGCUGACCAAAUGGAUGAUUUUGUUGGCAUCGCUGACAUUUUGCACAGAUAA